Molecule: messenger RNA, 2875 nt
Organism: Rana temporaria (common frog)
Lineage: Eukaryota; Metazoa; Chordata; Amphibia; Anura; Ranidae
Product: interleukin-10 receptor subunit beta-like
Exons: 9
Coding region: 116-1351 (411 amino acids)
Biological process (GO): blood coagulation
Cellular component (GO): membrane
Molecular function (GO): protein binding
Source: RefSeq, a predicted model, not a curated record
AGUAUUUUCCUCCCCUGUACUUUCCCUGUAAAAAUGAGGAAGUGACAGUGUCGUUGUCGUUGUGUGUGAUAAUAAAAAAAACGACAUAUCUUCGGAGGACACAAAGGGGCUCGCAAUGUAUCCGUAUACAAUCCUCGUCUUCCUCUGCCUCGCUAUCCCAGGUUUUGGGAAGCUGCCUAACCCCACCAACGUCAGGAUGGAUUCUGUAAAAUUUAAGAACAUUCUAAGGUGGAACCCCCCACCUGGGAUUACGGAAGACGUUGUUUAUCGAGUGCAGUAUAAACUUGAUGUUAUCAAUGAACAGAUGAAAUACACCGAUGUCUGUAUGACUAACGACCUGAAGUGUGAUUUAACAUAUAUCAAAUAUAAAUUUUAUGCAAGAGUGAGUGCAGCAGUGGGUGACAAGAAGUCAGACUGGAUGAUGAUACACUUUGACCCCAGCGAUAGAAGUUUUGGGAAGCUGCCUGAACCCACCAAUGUCAGGAUGGAUUCUGUAAACUUUAAGACCAUUCUAAAGUGGAACCCCCCACCUGGCUUCACGGAAGAUGAAGAUGUACUUUAUAUAGUGCAGUAUAAGCUUGAUGUUAUGAGUAAACAGCUAAAUUACGCUAAUGUCUGUAUAACUAAGGACCUGAAGUGUGAUUUAUCAGAUAUCAAAUAUAAAUUUGAUGUAAGAUUGAGUGCAGCAGUGGGUGACAACAAGUCGGAAUGGAUGAUGAUACACUUUGACCCCUACAAUGAAACGGUGAUUGGUCCACCAGAAGUCCUUGUAUCCUCCAGAUCUGGCCACUUGGAUAUCAGUAUGUCUGGCCCUUUCCUUGAGUCAGAUAGUCAAAACGACACCAUAAAGGACGCAUAUGGUGAACUCUUUUACAGAAUAUUGUACUGGAAGAAAGAAGACCCUUCUCAUGUUCUGGAUGUGAGCACGCCACAAAGUGAAAAAACAUUGACUAAGCUGGAGACAUGGACCAACUACUGCCUGAAAGUACAAGCUUAUAUGCCUGAGAGUGAAAGGGAAGGACAGUUCAGCCCAACAGUCUGUGAGAAAACGACUUCUAAUGGGAGGAUACCAUGGUGGCAGAUCGCUGGUGUGUUCCUCAUAACAAUGUUAUUAACAAUGACUACAGUCCUUGGACUUUGCUACUUCGGUUUCACAGCAUACACGAGAUGGAGAUCGUUCCCGUCAUAUUCCAUCCCUGAACAUAUGAAAGAGUUUUUAAGCAAUCCAUUUAAUAACACCCCAACGCUGCCGUCACAGUCUUCAGAAGAAUAUGGAGAGUCCUGUGAACCGCUGACAUUUCUAUCAGAGGAGAAUGAAGAGACAAAGGAAGAGACCAAUGAAACUGCCUAAAGAAAAACUCUGCAUAGAACACUAUUUAUUUUUUGAUAAGUUCCUGGAAAUUGUUCAAGGAAGUUGUUCAUUUUCUGGCUGUCCAUCUCCUAAAUGUACUACUUAGUAAGCCAUUGCCUGGAAUAAGUACUCUAUCGAUGUCUAAACAGGUUAACAAAGGCACAAACGUGGGAUAUUUGAUGGGAUUUUAAAGGUGCAAAUUGAAUAAAUAUUAUUUAUUGAAAAUUUAAAACGACAGUCAAAAUAUGAAAAUCUGAUCAUACAGUACAGUUGAAAGGUGCAAACUGAAUAGUUCUCUACAUGUUUCACCACGACUGAGGAAGCUACUACUUGUGGUGAAACAUGUAGAGUACUAUUCAGUUUGCACUGUACUGUGUGGUCAGAUUUUCAUAUUUUGUCAUUUAAAAUUUUCAAUAAUAUUUAUUCAAUAUAAUAGUCAAAAUAUGAAAAUCUGAUCAUACAGUACAGUUGAAAGGUGCAAACUGAAUAGUUCUCUACAUGUUUCGCCACGAGUAGUAGCUUCCUCAGUCGUGGCGAAACUUGUAGAGAACUAUUCCGUUUGCACCUUUCAAAUUUUCAAUAAAUAAUAUUUAUUAAAUAUAACUUUGGUGUAAAAUACCAAAUAUAAUACCAUAAAAUAUCCCCACUUUUGUAUAAAUGUUCCCUAUAGGGAUGUGGUGCUGGUCUAAUAUUUAGAUGAUAAGCAAUAACUUCUCUCCUUAGGUUAACAAUGGUGCACAAAUAUAACUCUCAGUCCAAGAUUGAGUUUGGUUCCCCGGGUGCAGUAACUGUCGAGUGUUUGCAUGCUCAGUAAAGCUUGUUUCAUAUCUUUGCAAUGUACGUUGAUGCACAUUCUUGCACGCGCUACUGCGCAUUGCUUAAGGGCAACUCAUUAAAUUUUAAUGGGCUGCCCAACAUACGUUUUUUUGUAAAAUGCAGCAGACCACAACGCAUGGUAAUAGAUUACUAUGCAUUGGGGGGCACUGCAACACAUGUGUGUUUGGGUGCUAUUGGGAAUGAAUGGCACUGCAACACACCUAUAAUAAAACACGUGCUCCCGCAGCUCACGACGUGAUUUAAAAAAAUAAAAUAAAAUCAGAGCUAUGAAUGAAAACGGGGGGUCAGGUAAAGCGUAGUCACAUGGUUUACUCACUACAAUUUAAAAAAUAUUUCACACUAUAUGCAGCGACUGGCCUUUGAUUAAGUCCACACAGAAAACGGUUGUUAGUUGUUGUUCACAUUGCUAUGCUGCCUCUGGGUGGGUUGCGGUGCGUUGCACUGAAGCUCACCAGAAUUCGGUGUCUAUUUUCGCACCGCAGGUCCGAUGCGACUCAUAGGCAUGAAUGAAAUGUCACGAUGACAUUUCAAUAAAGUAAAAAAAAAGAAAGAAAAGUUAACGUAUCGUGUUAGCGUGCUGUUAAUGCGAACACGCCCUAUAGAAAGCUUGUCGGUUUAUUACUAUGAAUAAUAAGAGACACUCAGCUUAUCAAUAGGCAUUUUUUUUUGCAGUCUGGAGAGAACAAA